Molecule: messenger RNA, 1393 nt
Organism: Maniola jurtina (meadow brown)
Lineage: Eukaryota; Metazoa; Arthropoda; Insecta; Lepidoptera; Nymphalidae
Gene: U2A
Product: U2 small nuclear ribonucleoprotein A'
Exons: 6
Coding region: 122-898 (258 amino acids)
Biological process (GO): mRNA splicing, via spliceosome
Cellular component (GO): U2 snRNP
Molecular function (GO): protein binding; U2 snRNA binding
Source: RefSeq, a predicted model, not a curated record
CUGUCAUUUGUAUGUGUAUCAAUUUGUAUUUUGUGUUUUGGCAGGCAAAGCAAGCUUUUGCAGAACUUCGCUAUUCUUGUUUAAUAUUUUAAAAAUACUGUAACAGUAUAUUCUAAUCAAAAUGGUGAAACUCACUAAUGAAUUAAUACAAAACUCCAUGCAGUACAUCAACCCAUGCAGAGAUCGAGAACUGGAUCUUAGAGGGUAUAAAAUACCUCAAAUUGAAAAUUUAGGUGCCACCUUGGAUCAAUUUGACACCAUAGACUUCUCUGAUAAUGAUAUCAGGAAGUUAGACGGAUUUCCAUUAUUGAAAAGGUUGAAGUGUAUGUUCUUUAACAACAAUAGAAUUGUACGCAUAGGUGAGGAAUUGGAACAGUAUGUACCUAAUUUAGAAAUUCUAAUAUUAACCAACAACAAUAUAACAGAACUUGGAGAUCUGGAUCCACUGUCAACACUUCCAAAACUGAAAACACUUUCUCUGAUGCACAAUCCAGUUGCUAACAAGCAACACUAUAGAGCAUAUGUUGCAUAUAAAAUGCCGGAGCUACGAUUAUUAGAUUUUAGAAAGAUCAAGCAGAAAGAGAGAGAUGAGGCCAACACACUGUUCAAGAGCAAGAAAGGGAAGGAAAUUCAAAAGGAAAUAUCAAGGAAAGCCAAGACAUUUGUGCCCGGAGGAAAUAUGCCUGAUCCAAAAGUUACAAAUCUUAAACCCCAAGAGAUCCACAAGAUUCGGGAGGCUAUUAAGAACGCUUCUUCCCUACAAGAGGUGGAACGGCUAACAAGGAUGUUGCAGUCGGGCCAAAUCCCUGGACAGAAACCUUUACAGCCACAAUCACAGACAAAUGGACAACAAGCUGAUUAUGAGGAGAUGGAGACUGAUGAAACAAUUGGUCAAUAGGCGGCGAUCAGUUUUGCAGGUGUUUAGCUGUAAGAACAGAGAACUACACUUGUGGAAGCUCAUGUACUGCUCAAAAUUUCUGCACGAUUUUCUUAGUUAAUAGUAAGAAAAUUUUUAUAUCACACGUAAAUUAUGUUGAAAAAAAAAAAUCCUUGUACCUAGGUUUGAAUUUUUUCAGUAUAAAUCGUGCGGUUAUAUUUCGUAGUCUGGGCUUACCUUUUAGUUUUAAAAAUAUUUCCAGUAUGUAUUAAGCUGAUAAGAAUAAUGAACUACUUCGAUACUUUGCUCUAAAGACAGAUACUACAUAAUUGAAUUAAAUGAAAUUUAAAAAAAAAAAAACAGAUUUAAAGGUAGGUACUUACCUACUUCAGAUAAUUCUGUUGAAAAGCAUAAUAACUGUCCGAGUAUUAUUGUGUUACGUUUACUACACUAUGUACAGAUUGGUCGAGCAGUGCUAUUCUUUUUUCUAUAAAUAAAAGUAAUUUUCUCACUGAA